CUGCACCCAGCUGGAGGCCCCGCUUCACCGGUUUCUGUUCUGGGAGAGGCUGGGCUGCUCGGGGAAAUCGAAAGUUGGCAGAGGGGAGGUGGGCUGUGCGAGGAGGCCCCUCCCCCUGGCCUGCCUGCCCGCCGCUCAGGCAGCUCCUCACUCACUUUCCGAGGCUCCCGCGCCAUGGCCAGCACCCAGACGCUCCCCCUUGGCCACAUCAACGGCGCUUUCCCCCCCAGCUCUAAGCUGCUCUCCGAGGAGGCCGAGACCUCCACCACCAUCAACAUCCGCUCCUGUGAUCCGCCCCCGAAGGACUUCUUUGUCUGGUCCUUGUUCAACGCCCUCUACAUGAACUUCUGCUGCCUGGGCAUCGCGGCGCUCGCCUUCUCCGUGAAGGCCAGAGACCGGAAGGUGGUGGGGGACCUGGAUUCAGCGCGGAGCUACGGGUCCACCGCCAAGUGCCUUAACAUCUUCGCCCUGAUCUUCUCCCUCCUCCUGCUGGCAGUGCUGGCCACGGUUUUGAUCUUGGGACUCAUCGGCCUGGCCCAGAGGCAGCAGCUAUUCCCCCGCAAUUGAGUUGCCCCGCCCCGCCCCGCCCCCUCCUCGCGCUGGGAGCGGCGCCCCCUCCGCUGGCCCGUCUCCCCGCGGCGCCCCGCUGAAUGCAAUAAAGGACCCUGUUUCCAGGCU
This is a messenger RNA of Gracilinanus agilis (Agile Gracile Mouse Opossum), 678 nucleotides long. Its product is annotated as interferon-induced transmembrane protein 1-like. Gene Ontology annotation, cellular component: plasma membrane. The transcript is spliced from 2 exons. Bases 175 to 567 code for a protein of 130 amino acids. The record is from RefSeq and is a predicted model, not a curated record. NCBI's taxonomy places the organism in Eukaryota, Metazoa, Chordata, Mammalia, Didelphimorphia, Didelphidae. Gene Ontology annotation, biological process: response to interferon-beta; response to type II interferon; defense response to virus.